GAAACUUCUGAUUGCUUCUCUGAGCCAUCGAUCAAGGCUGGCCCGCCCCUUCAUGACAUCACCAAUAGCAUAUAAGCCCAAGUAUAUCCCCUGCUCAUCCUCACCAUGUCUUCUGCUGAAGAAACAGCAAAGGCCGCUAGCCCGAAAAGCCUCAAAGAUGAGCGUCUGUGUGUCAUUAAAAGGGUAGCUGAACUGCCCUUGGUCAGUUCUGCCUAUGAGAAGGUGUCUGCAACUUACACUUCUGCCAAGGAGUCCCAUCCAGCUAUCCAAGCAGUCUGUGAUAGGGCCGAGGUGGGAGUGAAGGCUAUUGCAUCUACAGCGGCAAGCGGUGCACAGCCCUUUCUGGAUAAAUUUGAAGAUCAAAUUACUGCAGUGGACACCCUUGCCUGCAAGUCUCUUGACGUGCUACAGGAGACAUUCCCAGUUGUACAUCAGACGGUGGACCAGGUUGUAUCUGGUGCUAGAGGCCUUCUCACAGAGUCCUUGACACCUGUUUAUACAAGAGUCACAGAGGCUGCCCAGGAGAUGGCCAAGUCUGCUAUGAAGAUUGGCAUGGAUAAUGUGAUGGAGUCUGACGUUGCGCAGAUGAUGAUUUACCGUGUUGGCAGAUUGUUAGACCAUUCAGAUGAAUGGGUAGAUGAAUAUCUCCCAAUAACAGAUAUAGAGCUAAUGGACCUGGCAAAAUCUGUAGUACUGGAAGACUUUGAUGAGAUUCCUAUGCCAAUACUAAGGAAUGAUCUGAGCUACUACAUGCGUCUGAGCUCCCUCUCAGCUAAGAUUCGUAGGAGAGCCUACUACAGUACCCUAGAAAAGAUCCAACAAGUCCAACGAACUAUCGAUAUGACCCUGUUCCAGUUUGAGCAAUACAUGUACAUGAUGAAAUUUACCUUGCGAACAUGGGAGUAUAAAUUUCAACAAGGCCAGGAGAAGCUUCGACAGAUGUUUCAAGAAUAUGUCAGAGGAUGGCCAAAGCGGAGCCAGUUCAUUGAGUUCAGUCAGUUCGGUGAGGAGGAGAUGGCAUCCCAGGCUCUGAAAGUAUCCCAAACCGUUGCCCAGCAGAUGUAUGCUAAUUGCUUGCAGGUCCUGGCUGACAUGGAGGACCUCCCUGUUGAUGUCAAAGAAAAAAUCCAGCAAGCUCAAAGCAACGCGGAAGACCUGCAGGCUGCCAUCACCAGGGCCCAAAGCUUCCAAGGUGUUCCUAUUCCUCUCCGGCAUUGGAGCUCAGAGAGGAGGGCCAGGGCCCAGCAAGCCAUGGAGUAUGAGUCAAGGAAACCUCCUCACACAGGAGUGGUUGAGCCUCUCUCCUCUGCUGGAGUUCAUUCACAAGAAGUAACUGAUCCAGAGGAGAGUGCAAAGGUGGUUGCCUGAAAGAGUUUUGUCUCCAAAGGCAGGGUUCUGUUCAGGGGCCCUAGGUAAUUGUCUACCUCUCAUAAGUAUUGUCCAUAAAAGGCCUAAGAUCUGAAUAUUCAUUGCUAAUGGAAAGAAGAGAGCCAGUUACCAACUUAGAAAGGGUCAGACUUGGUGCUGCUGGUCUUCCUAUAGAAUGGGAGAAGGUUCCAAAUUGGGUCUUUAAAAACCCAAAAACUGGAUAGUGUGAUGAAAGAACAUUUAGGAUGGGUUUAUCCCUCUGAUCAUUGUAUCAGGCAGAAUUGUGCAUCUUAGCAAUCUAGCAAGAGGCUUGACUGUCAGAAUCCAGGUUCCCACCUAUGGGAAUCUAGGCCUUUUGUAUAGAAAUGGAAGAGGUACAGAUGGAAUGUUUAAUGUAGCUGAAGUUUUUUUAUAAAUGAAUAAA
Molecule: messenger RNA, 1792 nt
Organism: Sceloporus undulatus (fence lizard)
Lineage: Eukaryota; Metazoa; Chordata; Lepidosauria; Squamata; Phrynosomatidae
Product: perilipin-3-like
Exons: 8
Coding region: 106-1368 (420 amino acids)
Biological process (GO): lipid storage; positive regulation of triglyceride storage
Cellular component (GO): cytosol; lipid droplet
Source: RefSeq, a predicted model, not a curated record